AUUUGUAGCUUAAUUACAGGAGUUUCGGCGGUCCAUGGCGGAUUGAAUUUCUGAAAAUUGAAAUUAUUAUUUAAAUUUUAAAAAUACGCAUUACAACACUGUAGAUUUGUUUGUGUCAACAUGAAAAAAGAAAACGAAAAUAUACUAAAUUUUUUUAAAAAUUUUCCAUUUCGAAAAUUCCACCAAAUUAUGCAAAAGUAUAGCAGCUCAACGGCAUGAACUCGGUUGUUGAAGCAUCGGAUAUACCAUAUGGAAAAUUCAAAAUCUUAUUUAUCAACGUUUUUACAAUAUUAUAUAAAGCGGCCACAUUAAGUCCGCGUAAACUUGGCUUGGAUUUGAGAACAAUUAAUAACGCGCUCGAAAAUUCCUGUUGCAACACUUUACAAUCGCAUUUGCACAUGAUAUUUGUAUCACUGCUCAUUUUAGCGAAAUUCAUUUUUGGUUAUGUGGGACUUGCGGCCAACAUUAUAGCAUUAUUUCCUAUUUUGUCGGAGGAAUUUGGCGAUCUUUUGGUUCCAUCAAUUUACGCCCAAUUCGUGGAGAAUAUAAUAUUCACCACUUUAGAAGUAAUAGUCGGUGGUUUAACGAUACGCUACUGCAUGCCAUGCAAAAUAUCUCUAUUCAGCAUAUUUUUGGCAAAAAAUAUAAUACAAAUUACCGUUGGCAUAUCAGCGCUCAACAUAUACACAGACCUUCAUCAAAGUCUCAUGUACCAUGUAGAAGGAACUGACUCGGAUAUUGAAACAAAUGAGACGGAAUUAUUUUUGAAAAAAGAAAGUUUCAUUUAAAUUGGAAGCUGAUAAAAAUUACAACAAAAAAAUUUUUUAAAAUUUUUUAUUGCCCCACAAUUGUGUUCAAUUUAACUUACCGGCGGUGUUUUGUUGACAUCAAUGAUUUGUAUAUUAAGCAAACCACGUCCCUGUUGCACAGUGGGCGCUGUGCUGUCCGUAACAAGUACGCUAAUUCUUAUGACCUGAAAGAAAAUAAAGAAAUUAUUGCAUACAAAUUCUCUAAUA
Molecule: messenger RNA, 1016 nt
Organism: Bactrocera oleae (olive fruit fly)
Lineage: Eukaryota; Metazoa; Arthropoda; Insecta; Diptera; Tephritidae
Source: RefSeq, a predicted model, not a curated record